AUGAUGGGUCUUGACGAUUGGCUGAUCAUCUUGUCAAUGAUGUGUGGCUACAUCAUGCUUGGCCUCACUAUAGCAGCUGUGCAGGCUGGCAACGGGCGUCACUUCGCUCUGCUCUCCGAUGAACAGAAGUCCGGCGCAAUCUUGUACACCCUCGCAGGCUUCUGUCCCGGGAUACUCUCGUUCGCUAUUCCUAAACUAGCUGUGGUCGCGCUCCUGACGAGAAUCACCAAUCCUAGCAAGAGACACAAGAUAAUCCUGUGGAGUAUAUCUGGUGGUUGCUUGAUAAUCCUAUUCGGCUGUGUUAUUAUCAUCUUCGCGCAGUGCACGCCAACUCGAUCGCAGUGGGACUUUUCCGUCCAAGGCACCUGCUGGAGCCCAUGGAUUCUGAUAUAUUACGCCAUUGUAGCCGGAACAUUUUCCGCCAUAGUGGAUCUCUACCUCGCCAUAUAUCCCGCUAUUGUCCUUUAUAAACUGCAAAUCAACUUCAAGAAAAAGGUUGUCCUUAGCGUUGCGCUUGGGCUAGGUUCCAUUGCCGCAGUUGUAGCUGUGUAUAAAUCGACUCGGCUACCUGCGCUUGCGAGCGCGGAUUUUAGCUACGAUACGGCCGAUAUUACCGUUUGGACGAGUAUCGAGGGUAAUGCUAUCAUCAUCGGCGCAUGCAUACCAACAUUACAGCCACUGUUCGACCAACUCCUUGGCCACGGCCUCUUUAGUAGUUUGGGAGGUGGGCGGGACCGAGGUGGCUACAAAUCGAAUGAUCGAUCUGGGUUGAAGCUCGCAACGAUCGGAAGCAAGACUCUUCGGUCAACAAAGCAACAUGGGAAGUCGGGUGUUUCUGAAGGGACGCUGGGCCACGAUAGCCAGGACAGCAUUCUGGGCCCGAACCAUCGACCCGGCAGUGACGAGAGCCAGAACGUCAAGCAAAGCUCCGGCAUCACGCGAACGCAGCAUCUGGUGGUCGAGUACGAGGAUGCGGGUGAGCCGGCGCGGGCGGCAAAACCAGCCUACGAUCUCGGCGAUACAUAG
Alternaria postmessia is the source of this 1026-nucleotide messenger RNA. RefSeq lists its product as uncharacterized. Bases 1 to 1026 code for a protein of 341 amino acids. The record is from RefSeq and is a predicted model, not a curated record. The transcript is spliced from 5 exons. Lineage: Eukaryota; Fungi; Ascomycota; Dothideomycetes; Pleosporales; Pleosporaceae.